Molecule: messenger RNA, 984 nt
Organism: Exophiala spinifera
Lineage: Eukaryota; Fungi; Ascomycota; Eurotiomycetes; Chaetothyriales; Herpotrichiellaceae
Exons: 1
Coding region: 1-984 (327 amino acids)
Source: RefSeq, a predicted model, not a curated record
AUGAGUUAUGCCGGAAGAGCUAGCACCCAGCAUACACAUCAGUCUUUUGGCUCUCAAGAUAUCACUUUGGCUUCGCCACCAAGGACACCCGUAUCCAGAGGCGGAUCGAUAGCAAUGUCGUCUGCAACUUGGGUCCGGCCUGCAACUUCAAAGACAAAACUCAUCCGAGACUCAGAUCGCUCGUCAUUUGACUCAGUACCCUUUCCAGUAGGAGAAGCAAUGGCAAACAAGACCGCCUUUGACAAUUGGGACACGUCAUCUGUACACCAAGAAAUGCGGGCCGCCAUCCAUUCCUCCCCGCCAGUUGCUCGUCGUGGCCUGGAGCCGAUCCCCGGUAGUCGACCGGAUUCUCCUGCAGACGCUUUGGACGGCCCUUUUCUUCCUCAGUCUCCUGUUUCGAGUUCGCAUCCUCAUGCGGCGACGUCGGAUACAGCCACGGUGGUUGCUUGGAGCUCUUCACCCCGACAGCCAACAUCUUCCCCCCCUUCGAGUCCGCCCAAUUUUUCCCGUCCAACAUCUUCAGGACACAACAAAGCCCCGCCACCCCCAUUUCAUCAGUACCAGACCUCCAUGCCCGAAUUAAUACAUCCUCUUUUCCGCCCUAAUAGCCCUCAUCCACCGCCUGUUGCGAGAGCGGGAACGGUGGUGACUGCAUCACCCUUGGCGGAUCAGCUCAUGACUCCUAAGACUCUGGCUCGACUGCGAAGCAAAACAGAUCUCUCCAACGGUCACUGGAAAGCAACACCUAGCAUCGACAAAUCAGACACCCAAAGUGUCAAUACUUCACCCCCGGGCAGUCCGACAUUGGGUAGCCCUGGCCCAUCGAUUGUGGAUGAGGCUGACCUGCCUCCCAUUCUACCUGGGUUUGUUCUUUCAGCAGGGGCGCGGAGCAGUCUGGUAGGAUACGGAAAGCGGAAAGGCAUGAAGCAGGAGCGCCGUAAUUCACAAACAUCUGAUGACAGUCGUUCAAGCCAACCUCUGUGA